CUAUCAAUAAUGUAGAAAUUGUAAGGUGCAUGAUUUGGAAAUUUCGGGAAAGAAAAUACUAGAUAAAGUGAAACCUGUUUGUGUACCUCCUCAAACAAACUUUCAAAACAAAAUAAAUUAAAAAAGUUCAUUGUUGUUAAAAGAAUGUGUAAAUUACGUUAGUAAGUUCAUAUAUGUAACAUCACAGGAAAUGGUCAUGGAUGUACGGUUGACUUUUAAGAUCAGACCAAGUCAUCUCCAAAAAAAACAGAGGAAUGUACGUAAUUGACUUGUGUUGAUCAAACAUUUACCAUUUCUCAUUUAGGUAGGUGUGUUAUCAUCAUUUCAUUCAGAUUUAAGAGCCAAUCAUUCUGGAAAAGAGAAAAAAAAAGAAUAAUCUGUUUUGGGAUCGAGCACUCAAAAAUGGCUAAUCUCUUCUUUUUCUUGACAAUAUUGAAAGCUGCUAUAGUUCUCACAAUUGUUACAGCUGACCAAUCAGAUUUCAUAAGCAUAGAUUGUGGUGCUACAGAAGACUAUAUUGAUCAAAUAACAGGAAUUAAGUACUCUACAGAUGUUAAUUACAUAGACACUGGAGAAAUAACAAACAUUUCUCCUCCUUUCAAUACCGAAAACCUCGAACAACAAUUGAAUAAUCUCAGAUUUUUUCCACAAGGACAAAGAAAUUGUUACACCCUUAAACCUCGAGGGGGCAAAAACCGAACAUAUCUGAUCCGAGCAAAGUUUAUGUACGGAAACUACGAUGGAUUGAGUCAAAACCCGGAGUUUGACUUAUACCUCGGAGUGAACAAGUGGAGAACAGUGAAAGUGGAAAAUCCAACCAAAACUAUAGAAUAUGAAAUCAUACAUGUUUCACAGUCAGAUUAUAUAUCUGUUUGUUUGGUUAAAACAGGAGAAGGGACACCUUUCAUAUCAGCAUUAGAGCUGAGACUUAUGAACGAAAAUACUUAUGUUAGUCAAACUGGGACCUUGGAUCUUUUUGCAAGGGUAGAUUGUGGUGCAUCGUCUGAUAUUAAUCAAGUCAGGUUUAGAGAUGAUGUUAUGGAUCGAAUAUGGAAGCCUUUGAACUUUCAAGACUGGAAUAUUAUAACCAAUACAUCAUCAUCACCUGAAUUUAAACAAAAUUUUUAUGAGCCACCAGCUGUUGUUAUGGGAACUGCAGUCGCACCAAAGAAUGAAACUGAUGUAAUUGGCAUCUCUUGGAGUACUGUUGACCAAAACCCUGAAGAUUUUUAUAUUUAUCUACAUUUUGCUGAGCUCCAAAAGUAUAGCAAGAAUGAAACUAGAGAACUCAACAUAUACUUAAAUGGUACAUUGUUUUAUGGGCCAUUGGUUCCAAAUUACUUGAGUUUAAGUACAAUAUACAGUGUAAAUCCCACAAGGGGGUCAAGUUUACAGAUUAUAGUAAACAGAACAGAAAACUCAACUCUUCCACCCUUACUUAAUGCCAUUGAGAUUUACACACAAAAAAUACUUGAAAAUACAGAAACACUCCAAAAUGAUGUUGAUGCCAUUAUGAAUGUUAAAUCAAAUUAUAAUCUGAAGAAAAAUUGGCAAGGAGAUCCAUGUGAACCAAGAAAUUACAUGUGGGAGGGUCUGAAUUGCAGCUUCACUAAUUUUGAUUCACCAAGAAUUAUAUCUUUGAACUUGUCUUCAAAUGGAUUGACUGGACAGAUAGAUUCAAAUAUAUUGAACCUGACCUUGUUAGAGGAGUUGGAUUUGUCAAACAAUAAUUUAAGUGGGCCAGUGCCUGAUUUUCUGUCUCAGAUGCCAACUCUGAGAGUUUUAAAUCUAGAACAAAACAACUUCUCUGGAACACUCCCAAAAGGACUCCAAGAAAAGCUAAAGAACAAUUCAAUGCUAUUGAGAACGGAUGGAAAUUCAUUUCUUUGUCUAUCAUCAGUUCCAUGCCAGAAGAAGGAUAAGGACAACAACAAGAUUCUUGUCCCGGUAUUAGCAUCAGUUGGUGGAUUUUUUGGCCUCUUGUCAGCUGUAGUACUUAUCUUCUGGUUCCUUAAAAAGAGGAAACAAGAUAAAACAGUAUUGAAUGUCAAUGUUGAGUCAGAAUCUAAAAAACUUGGUGAAGCAUUUGAGCUUAAGAAACAUCAGUUUACCUACUCAGAAGUCCUAAGUAUGACCACCAACUUUGCGCGCAUACUCGGAAAAGGAGGAUUUGGAACAGUUUACCAUGGUUACUUUAAAGGCAGCCAAGUUGCUGUUAAGAUGCUCUCUCGUUCAUCGGCACAAGGCUUCACACAGUUCAGGACAGAGGCCAAACUUCUUACAAAAGUUUAUCAUAGAAACUUGACAGCUCUAGUUGGUUAUUGUGAUGAAGGACCUAAUAUGGGGCUUGUCUAUGAAUACAUGCCUAAUGGGGACUUAGCAUGGCAUUUAUCUGAUAAAAAUGAAGAUCCAUUGAGUUGGGAAGAGAGACUUGAAAUAGCAUUGGCUGCAGCCCAAGGGUUGGAAUAUUUGCACUGUGGCUGUAAGCCACCCAUUAUACACAGAGAUGUGAAGACAACAAACAUUUUAUUGGAUGAAAAAUUACAAGCCAAACUCUCUGAUUUUGGACUGUCCAGAAGUUUUGCACUUGAAGAUGACACUCAUGUAUCAACCCUUGUUGUUGGCACACCAGGUUAUGUUGACCCUGAGUACCUCAUCUCGAACAGGUUGACUGAGAAGAGUGAUGUUUUUAGCUUUGGGGUUGCUCUGUUGGAAAUUAUCACAGGUCGACAAGCAAUCUUUAAGAGCAAUGGAAAAGAGCAUAUUAUUGAAUGGACUAAGUUUUGUCUCUCCAAAGGGGACAUCAAGUACAUUAUGGAUCCAAGAUUAGAGCAAGACUUCAACAAGAACUCAGCUUGGAAAACCGCAGAAGUGGCUAUGGCCUGUGUAUCUCCCACUUCCACAAGACGACCAAAUAUGUCUCAGAUAGUGGCAGAACUAAAACAAUGCUUGGCAAUGCAGGUAGCUAGAACUAACAACAACAUUAACGCCAUUGAGUCAAUAGAGCUCAUGGAAAAUAUGCAUGUAGAUAUAGACUCUGGUCCACUUCCAAGGUAGUAGAGUAAUUAAAUGAAAUGAAGGAGAGCUUAUCAUUUUGGAUAAUAUACUUAAUAUUGCCGAUCAUUCAUUUUUACUAUAUGCAAAUGCAACACUUUUAGCUGUU
Molecule: messenger RNA, 3163 nt
Organism: Cannabis sativa
Lineage: Eukaryota; Viridiplantae; Streptophyta; Magnoliopsida; Rosales; Cannabaceae
Product: putative leucine-rich repeat receptor-like serine/threonine-protein kinase At2g19230
Exons: 12
Coding region: 403-3057 (884 amino acids)
Biological process (GO): protein phosphorylation
Molecular function (GO): protein kinase activity; ATP binding; protein binding
Source: RefSeq, a predicted model, not a curated record